AUGAUUUAAUAAGAUAUUAGUGAAGAAGAAAUUAAGGUUUUCAAAGUUUAAGACGAAGCCACAUUGGAUACUGUAAUUGAAAAUGCUUUCUACUUUCCUUAGAAUAUUAUUCCUACAAUUGAUCCAUUAGAUGUUAUUACCACUGAAUCAGAUAAAUCAGUUAUUGAAAAAUUGCCUAGAGAAGCAAUUUUGAUAGAACCCUAAACUUUAAGAAGAUUUAUAUGUCCCUCAUGCAAAGGAAUUUUUUAAGAUCCCUCAUCAUGUCAUUAGUGUGGGUCUGUUUUUUGCUCUGCAUGUAUUCUAAAAAACAAAGAUAAACAUGGGUUGAAAUGCCCUAAUUGUAACACUUAUGACUAGUUUAAUAAUAAGUAGUAUUUUGUCUACAGACAAAAUAAAAUUUCAAUUAAUCAACUUUUCUUUACAUGCCACUGCUAAGAACUUAAUAUUUAGGCAUUUAAUAAAAUUAUGGAAUGUAAAGUGCCUAAAGAUCAGCAAUAAAAAUGGAGGGAAAUGCAAAAUGAAAAACCACUAGCCUAAGUAUACUCAUAUCAACAAUACAUCCAGCAUUUCAUUUAAAAUAAUAAUUAGUAUCACUAAUGUGACUAAAUGAAGAUAAAAUGUCCUUUGUAAUGUAAUUUCACUUCUAAUUAGGGCGAAAAAGUGAUAAGAAAAAGAGAUCUAAAAGAUCAUUUGAAGAAUGAGUGCAAUGAGAUGCAUCUCACUUGUUAGUAAUGCCAUCUGGGUCUUAAAAGAAAGUAGAUACAGCUUCAUGAUUGUAUAAGAGAUAGAUCUGUUUUUUAUUAACAUAAAAACUAAGAAGCAGUAGUAUCUAACAACAAUUUGAAGAAUAUUGGAAAAAAUUUGAAAGAAAUUAUUGAGUUAGAAAAAAUUGAACAUAACUUUAGAGUCAGAAAAUUUGGUAAGACCAUUAUAAACAAACGACGAAUUAACAGUAAAGACAUUUAAAAUAUUGAAUAAAUAUCUCCAUCUAAUUCAUAGGAAACACAGGUUUAAAAUAAUUAAUUCGAAAUAAAUAACAAUUGCAUUCCUUAUAAAAAUUAAGAAAAAUAAAAAAAAAAGAUUACUAAUGGCAGAAGUAGAUUAGUUGAUAUUAGGAAAAAUUAUAGUUUAAAAGGUACAGGAUAAGGCUUAGAGAGAUAUAAUUUAUGUAAUUCCUGUCGAAGCCAAUUCAAUUUGCCAUAAUAAAAAGGUUCAACUAGUAAUGACCAAUAGGAUUAAAUGGAGCUAGAAUUGCUAUAGCAUAUGUAUAACGAAAGCGAUGAAGAUGAUAUUGAUGAAAGAGAUCAGUAUUAAAGAACAUAAAAUUAUAAAGAAUUUAAAUAAAAUUAAUAAGAAUAAUAGUUAAAAAAUUAUGGGUAAAUCCAAAAAUGGAAGAGAAUGAAGUAAUGCAAAGGAUGCAAUGAUAUAUUUUACGAAUGA
Messenger RNA from Stylonychia lemnae, 1440 nucleotides. NCBI's taxonomy places the organism in Eukaryota, Ciliophora, Spirotrichea, Sporadotrichida, Oxytrichidae. The record is from the annotation of a GenBank genome assembly.